Molecule: messenger RNA, 1784 nt
Organism: Olea europaea var. sylvestris
Lineage: Eukaryota; Viridiplantae; Streptophyta; Magnoliopsida; Lamiales; Oleaceae
Exons: 6
Coding region: 763-1677 (304 amino acids)
Source: RefSeq, a predicted model, not a curated record
UAUGCCUCCCCAAUGUCCUGCCUAGAGGAGCCUGCUGCUAUUUGAGUACGCCAACAAAUUCUCCAUUUCUCAUUAUCCAUCCCACCCCCAAAACAAGCCAUUCCAACCUAUAUAUAUAUAGAUAGCAAUUCAUGGAAAUCAAAAUCAGGCAACCAAGAAUACAAAUUCAACAAUCUUGGAAAAAAAAAAGGAUUUUUCGCAUAAACCAGUUUGCAAAAUGAGGACUAAAGUAUAUGAUGCUGCUUCUGCUCCUGCAUUCGACAAGAAUUAUAAGAGGAGAAGGCCAAUUCCAAAGAGAGGGCAAAUCAUAAUGAGAAUAGCAGCAAAGGCAUUUCAAUCACUGGUUCAUGUUAUUUCGACAUCUUCAGUUUAUUCGCCAAGGAAAUCAUAGUUAUCAUGGCAUUAUAUGAAGUCCAUGUACCACUUUUCCUUAUCUUUUUUAUGUAAAUCAAAUUAUUUGGGGAUUGAUUUCGUUAUGAAUGAAUCUUUAUGAAGCAAUUGUUUUGGCCUCACUUAACAAAUAAAUAUGACUCCUCUCUAACAACUUAAGUUUUCAAAUAAAGUGUUCGACUAAUAAAUAGCUAAAAAGUUUAAACCAUUUUGUGGAUUGAUUCAUAUACGGGACUACCUCGAUUUCCACAAGAAAUAACUGUUUAUAUACUAUUGAGUACCAAGAAUCAAUGUUAGGAGUAGUAGUCAAGGAAGAAAUAUGAGGCUUUAUAACUAAAAAGGUUAGACAACAUGAAGUAAUGCCUUUUCCUUAUGCCAAGAUUACCAUAUUCCUCAACUUCCUAUAUGAUCUGUGACUUGAAAUUAUAUGAUCCAAAAUCUUACUGUAAGCCCUUUGCAAUGGCUUCUAGCGCCACAUUUCCUUGGGUUGUUACUUGUCUACGGACCAAAACAGUGGCAAGGCACGCCCCUGGUGCCAUGCCUCUGAAAAGAACAUGUCACUUUGAUCAGGCGGAAAUUAAAAAGCCACAACUGAUAUUCACAACGAAGGAGAUCAAACGGAAACCAGUAAAAUUAUUUGCAGCAUCGUCCAGUGAUUCAGAUAUCGAUAUAAGUUUUGUUUCUUCAGCUCAAAUAAUUAUGCAAUUUCACUCUGCUAUCAAUGAGAAGAAUCUGAAACAACUCUAUAGGUUAAUAGCUAACGACUGUUGCUAUGAGGACUACUCAUUCCCUACACCAUUUCAGGGGAAAAAGGAGGCCCUGCGUUUUCUAGAUCAGCUAAUUGCCUGCAUGGGUCGGAAUAUGAAGUUCAAUAUAGAACAUAUUUGGCAAGGGGAUGACUCUACGGCUGGAGCAAAUUGGCACUUGGAAUGGAAUAAAAUACCGGUCCCUUUCACCAGAGGGUGCAGCUAUUACAAACUAUCAAGAGAUGGAGAUAGACUAGUCAUCAAAGAAGCUCGAGUUCUUGUAGAGUCACCUACCAAACUAGGAGGUGUAGGACUGAGCCUGUUCAAGAUGGUGACUUUACUAUUUGAUGCAUUCCCAGCGGCUACAGAUUGGUUCUUGAAGAGUCCCGAUGCCAUCUUUCAGCUGUUACUAAAGAGUUACAAGAUAGCUGUAGAGCCCAUUAUAAGCCAGCUUCUGGCAUGGUACAUCAGACUAUUGAACUUCACAGCUCUCGUUCUUGCCUUCACACUACAGCACAUUGCAAAGAUCUUCAACAUGUAAAGGGCAGUUUUUAUUGUAGUCAUAAUUUCAAAAUUUGCAUUUGAUACAUUUAUCUAAUCUUUUAUGUUUUCUACAAGUAAAGGAUAUAGACCAAGUUUAUUCGUCAA